Messenger RNA from Vitrella brassicaformis, 5179 nucleotides. The record is from the annotation of a GenBank genome assembly. Lineage: Eukaryota; Vitrellaceae.
UUCUAUCCUCUCUUGUUCGUGUCCCGCCCCAUUGCAAUGCAUUGCAACCACACCACAUGCCGUCCGCGUGUCGUGCCCACUGCCCCCCAGAAAGAAGAAACAAAACACUGACUGACUGACUGAUGUAUACGAAAUCGGACACGUGCCUGCUGACUGCUGACUUGACUGCAGUGUGUGUGUGUGAGUGAGUGUGAGUGGAUGAAUCGACUCCCCCAUCCGUCCAUUCCGAUCUCCAAUCCCGUGCACCGAAGGGCACCCAAGCAAGCUGAACGCACGCACGCACCUUUACUCCCACACGGCUGGCCGACUACUGAUCGCCUGGACAAUCAAACAGGCAGACAGUGGCUGCCCGGCCGUGUGUUUGGGGGAGGGGGGCGGCCCAGCCCAUGGCAGGGAGGCUGCUGAAAAACUCCUGUGAGUAUCCUGUCUGCAUGUACGUGUGAGUCUCGAGGAAGUCAGCACGGAUUGACGAGCCGUUCAUAACGAACGCAAACACAUGUGUUCCUCCCUCCAUUUGCCCCUUGAAAACGAACGAGUGGGCGGCCGAGGCUCGCCACUGCACACUCAGGCGGCCCAUGGAUCCCACCGACCCAGCCCAAGCCAAGCAGACACAACAAAUCGCCACCACACGUACACGACACACGAAUCUUCACCGACCCAACAGGCAGACACGCACUCAUGGACACACACAAACACACACACACACACAGAGGUCGGUCGGUCGGCUGCGCUGCAUCAAACGUUUGAGAAAGGAAGCAGAUGGAUGGAUGGAUGGAUGGGUCAAACCAAACCUGACUGACUCUACGCGGCUGUGCUGUGGAUGGGGCAAAAAGUCUGAUCUGUCUGUCGACAGAUCAGCUGCAUUACUCAAAUCACUCACACACACAACACACACUCACACGCAACGCAACACACAUAUAUAUAAAUGUGAGUCAUGCAGGCAGGCAGGCAGGCGUGUAGACCGUCCGCCCUUCCGCCGUGUGUCUGCCUCCUUUGUGUCAGUCGACAGGCAGUCACAUCGCGGACGGACGGACGAACAGACAGACAGACAGACUUCAUUCACUCUUCCAUUCACUACACACACACAUAGUCACACACACAUAGUCACCCAGUCCCUCCACGAAAAAGCCUGUGGAUGGGACCGUCUGGAAAAAAAGCGGCGCCAGGGCACACCCAACAAACAGCACGAGCGCGUCGACUAGAGGGGAGGGGGUAUCCACGCUGGGAUGACAGACAGACGGGAAGGAGGAACGAGAGAGGGGCUUGAGGAUGCGAUGCCACAAUUCAACGAGAAGAAUGGGUGUCCAGGCCAGCCAGGCACACACUGAAUGAGAUGAGAGGGACCUACAACAAGACUGGCUUACGUAUACAUGGCAAGUAGUGAGUCAGUGAGAGAGGAAGGGAAGAGCCAAGCCUUUCUCGAGAUAGCGAGCGAGAGCAUCAAUCUCAAGACACAUACAGCUCAAAUCGUCCUUGUUACUUACCCACACCCGGCCCGGCGGCUUCACACACACUCACACAUAUGCAAGGAAACAAGACACAUGAACGAACACGUGAAGGAAGGAUGACUACCUACCUGUCAGCCUGCGAUCUGACCUGCACACCACACACACGCGAGCUGCCACCAUGCACACACACAUUCACACACACACGGACGGACAGACAGACGGACAGACAGUACCUACUUGUGACCAUCAAGGCACGAAUCAAUGAAUGGAGGGAGGAAGUGAGAGAGCAGUGCAGUGUUUACCUAUUUGUUAGACCUACAUACCAUACUCCCCUGCGUGCCUGUCUGGUUGCUGCGCGUCGUCGACUUCAAAUGUGUGACAACCGACACACCGCACCGCACCGCAGACGUAGGACACAUCACAUGCACGCCCCGCUCCUGUCUGUGCGGAAUGCGACUGACUGACUGCACCCACAGCCGACACAGAAUACCUACUUGGGGGCGGGGUGAGGGCAAUCGAUACAGGGACGGAAGCACACGCCGGCACACACACACACACACACACAGAAAGAGAGAGAGAGAGAGAGAGAAAGGUCGCUCACGCAGGAGCGCCCCUGCGUGUGUGGCGAUUAGGCACCCACCCUCAUCAGCAGACAGGCGUAGACACAUGAAUCAGUAGGCACACACACACAUACACACACAUACACACACAUACACCCAAACAAACAUCACGGUUUAGAUAGCACAGCGCACGGACACAUAAUGACGCACACAGAAGGAAGAAGUGCACGGCGCACUUGUGUGUAUGGGUGCAUGAGGUGGAUGUGUGCUGCAAGCCUUACUGACUGAGCGGACCAACAGCAACAAGAGGGGAUGAGAUAAGGGGCCUGCUGUGUGUGCGAUAGAUAGUUGCGUCUUCACCCUUCACAUACGAGGCAGGCAAUGCAGGCAGGCAGGCAGGCAGGGCGGAUCAGCCGGUCUCUCAGCUGAAAUGGCCCUGCUAUCUAUCUGGACAGACGAGAUACAUGGCCCAAUCACAUCAUACCCCACCACACCACACGUCACACCACGCACAGACAGGCAGACGGACAUGAAGGUCCCCAUCCCCCAUCGCGUCUCUAUCUCCUUCUCUCUUGCCCCAUUAAGCAUGGCCAAAGCUCCCGAGCCCCGGCAUUUACUCACACACUCAUUCACUCGGCAGUCAGUGUGCGUCUCCCGUCCCCCCAACCGCCACACACUCACGCCACGGUUGCUCGCUUCAGACCUGUAUGUGUGGCGUAGUACACACGCACGCCGACCCACGUCAGACAUCAGAGGGAGGGACGCACGGAGCAGCCAGCACCAAUUAGCAGAUAGAGAGGCAGAUGGACAGAUAGCCACGUACACAUCACACACGCACACACAGGCGUGGCGUGAGUAAACAGGGGUGGGUCGUCAAGGGCGCCCGUCGUCGUGCCCACCAGUGUCAUGGACCCGUAUCAUCCGCGGCUCAGGCAGACAGACAGACAGGCAGGCAGACAUUGCCUCCUUCUCCCUCUCCCCUCCCCCUCCCCUCUCUCUCUCUUACACACAGGCAGUCAGUCAUCCGCAAGCCACACGUCUCUUCUCGCUGCCUCUGGCACUCACACAACACGCCCACACAUCCAUCCAUCUACACCCACACCCACACACAAGACGACACGACACAAGGCCGCAUUGACGUGUGUGUGUGUGUGUGGAUGUUUGUAUGGGUGACCGGGACACACAUGAGAGGCCUGGACUCUUGAAGGGAGGGAGGGAGGGAGGGAGGACGAGCAUACAUCAAAGGCCCCAAACACACACACACAGACUUGCCCCCUCGGCCUCCCCUCCCAGCCCCCAGGCCCUCCCUCCCCACAUUCACCCCCGCACCUCACCUAUCUGUGAAUGUGGGUGAGAGAGGGAGUGCGUGUGCGUGUGCGUGUGCGUGUGCGUGUGUGUCUGCCACUGCCCCGCUCCCCAUCCCUCUCGACGGUCGCCACAUACGGCAGGCCCCGACGACGCAGCAACAGAAACGGCACCGACACCACCUCCUUAGCGCCACCACCAACAGCAGCGGCAGCAGCAGCGGCACAAGCACACCCACCCUCCUCAAGAUCGUCAUCGCUCAACUCGAGUUGGUGGAGGGAUGACGAACUGGCGGCCGUCGAGGGCGUGUCCAUGGCGUGGAGGAGGAUGCACUUGGGUGUGGGCGUGCUGCUGGCCGACGAGAUCGGUGUGGGUGUGAGUGCCGUGGCUGUGGGUGUGUUGCUGGCGGAGGGAGUGGUGGUUGACGAGUGGGGGGAGUGUGAGUGUGAGUGGCUGGGGCUUGGGGGGAGGGGCCCCGGUGGCGGUGGGGGUGGGGGCAGGAGGGAGGCUACGGGGAUGCCGUGGUCACCUGUCACUGCUAUCCUUGGCCUGACACACACACAACCAAACCACACAGCACACACAUGACAUGGUGUGGCCAGCCAUAGCUACACACACGUAGAGAGAGAGACCUCCUUACUUACCGUGAGUCUGUGCGGACCCUGCGUUUGCACUUGUACUGUUUCUUGUGUGGGUGAUGGAAGUGGCAGAAGCUGCACGAGGCGCCGUUCAUGCAGCCCUUGGUCCAGUAGAACACGCACUGCUUGCAGCUACCCAGCAGAUGAUACGCGCUCCCUACAACCAAGUUUACCACAUCGACGCAUGGAACCAACACACUCACACACAAACAUCCCUCCCAUCCGCCCACACCACUCCCACCUGUCUGUGCCGUGCCAACGUAACGUACCAGGAUUGAUGGGUACGAUGUGGUCAUAGUCGCCGUAGCUGAUCUUGCCGAGGUCCCCCUCCACCUCCUCAAACCACAACACACGCAUCCGGUGACGCGCACAGAAAUCCAGACGCUCCUGCAUCGACGCAGAUGGGCUGGGUGAGGGGGAAGGGGAGGUGCCACCCGGCAGGUCUGCAGGGCUGUCGCCCUCGUCGUCGGUGUCGUCGCAGAGGAGGGCCUCGGUGGGGGUCCUCUGGGGUGUCUUGUGGGCGCUGAUGGUGCCGCUCUUGUUCUUGUGCUUCUUGCGUCUGCGCUUCUUGGAGGAGGAUGACUCGACCGUCGAGGGGGUCUCGGGGUGGCAGCAAUCUGCAGACAUGGUAUGGCAUGGUGGAUUGACAACAAAGGUUUGUGCCUGCCUGCCUGCCAGUCGUCUCUCUCUCUCUCACUGACCGCCGUUCUCUCCGUCCGUGUCAUGGUGUUGCUUGAGCAGAGGCGGCAGCAUCGCCUUGCCCUCCUGCUCCUGUCCCUGCCCUUCCCCCUCCCCCUCCCCGUGGUGGUCUGCCGCUUGCUGCUCCUGCUGCUGCUCCAUGGCCCGGAACUCCCAGUACAUGGCAGUGUCGUCACGGAGCCGCGCCAUGCCCUCCCUUCUCGCGACAGCCAUGCACUCAGACGCGGCCACGCUGUGCAUCAAGAUGGUGGCAUUGCGGGCGAAGGGGUCACAGUGGUGCAAGUGGUCCUGCUGGUGGUGGUGCGGGGCGUCUGUGAUUGUGCGUGGCGAGAGUGAGAGGCAUCUGCGUCUUGCGGAUGCGGGGAGGGGGCUGCGGAUGCUGAUGAAGGUGUUGCGGACGCUGCCCUUGAGCCAUGACGUCUGCCCAUCCAACACAGACGACUCGGAGGGGGUGAGGAAAUACAUGACGAGGGAUAGCCGACAAUGACAAUCGAAAGAUCUAUCUUCUGCCAGGGUGUGGGAGUCUGGA